This is a messenger RNA of Pantherophis guttatus, 3655 nucleotides long. RefSeq lists its product as uncharacterized. Gene Ontology annotation, biological process: regulation of transcription by RNA polymerase II. Gene Ontology annotation, molecular function: RNA polymerase II cis-regulatory region sequence-specific DNA binding; DNA-binding transcription factor activity. Lineage: Eukaryota; Metazoa; Chordata; Lepidosauria; Squamata; Colubridae. The record is from RefSeq and is a predicted model, not a curated record.
AUGCUGCCCUUCUCCGGAGACUCAGGGCGACUUACAAUGCGUUAAGCAAUAGCCUUCAUACUUUUGUAUAUACCUGCUUAGUAGGGCUUUCGCACCCCCCCCCCAAGCGGUGUUCUUUUUUAUACAAAGUUAGCUUAUUGCCCCCACAAUCCAGGUCCUUAUUUUACCUACCUCGAAAGGAUGGAAGGCUGAGUCAACCUUGAGCCUGGUGAGAUUUUAAUUUGCAGUAAUUGCAGGCAGCUGGUGCUAGUUAACAGCACUUUAGUCUGCUGCGCCACCAAGGCUCUUGUAUAAGAUUUUCAUCCAUGGAAUCCUUCCCAAGCUGUCUCUUGGUUUGUUAAAUCAGCUGCUUUAAAGUCUAAGAUUUUACUCUAUUGCUUGUGUCUGCAUUAUAAUGAAUUCCAGUAUGCACAUGGUCACUCUUCCCCCUAUUUAUCUGCAACUUCAACCCCAUCUCCCUUAUUAUUUUCUCUCUGCUAGUAAAAAUUUGCAAGUUGGCACUGUCAUGUGACAUCAUGCUUCAUGACCGGCUGCUUAGUGACACAGAAGCCAGUCCCAACUGCACUCAACAAAGAGGAUGGCAAAAAGAGCACUCUGGACAAUUGAGAAUAACAAGCAACGUUGAAAAGGAAAUAAAAUUGAGCCAGAAAUCAAAAUAUAUUCCAGUUCCUUCAGAAAACCACACAAUUCUCCUUCUGCAGCAGCUAAUAGAGAACAGAGAGAAAAUUAACAUGAGAUUUUGAGCUGGAAAAAGUAGAGGAUACGAAACUCAAGGACACAUUGCAUGAAAGAUCAAGGAAGGUUAUUUUUCACUCAGAAAAAGAUGGAAAUAUCUGGAAGUUAGGGGGAAGGAAAAGGUCUUAUUGGGCAGGGCACAUAGGACAGACAAUGAUACAGGCCUUGCUCUGGGAAGAAGCAAGCAGCUGUAAUCAAAACACUACUAAACAAUAGUAGAUCUAAACAAUAGAUCACACAUAUUUUUGACCUCAAGAAUAUCAGUUGUGGAAAAGCUCCAUAGAUCUGCCUAUUGAAGAAAAAACACAGAUUGCAAAUCAUAGCUGAUUAAACAAGAAGAUCCCAACUGUAGAAAAGCCAUACAAAUUAUCUGAAUAUGGCAAAAGGUUUGGUCAGAGCAGCUUCCUUGUGGUACAUAUAACGACCCACACAGGAGAGAAGCCAUACGAGUGCUCCCAAUGUGAAUACAUUAGUGAGCAUGGCAACAUGGUGAUACAUCACAGGACGCCCAUCACAUAAGAGUGUCCAAAUUGUGUGAAAGUUUCAUUGGAAAUUACCAUCUCAUGAGACAACAAAGGACUCACACAGGAGAGAAACCCUUUCAAUGCCCUAUCUGUGGGAAAGGUUUCAGUCGCAAUUCCAGCCUGCUGGCACACCAGAGAACUCACACAGGUGAGAAACCAUUUGAAUGUCCUGAUUGUAGGAAAAGUUUCAGUCAAAAUUCCAGCCUGGUGACACACCAGAGGAGUCACACAGGAGAGAAACCAUUUGAAUGUCCUGAUUGUGAGAAAAGGUUCAGUACAAAUUCCAAUCUGGUGACACACCAGAAGACUCACACAGGAGAGAAAUCCUUUCAAUGUCCUGAUUGUGGGAAACGUUUCAGUCAGAAUUCGAGCCUGGUGACACACCAGAGGACUCAUACAGAAGAGAAAUCCUUUCAAUGUCCUGAUUAUGGGAAAAGUUUCAGUCAGAAUUAUAAGGUGGUGACACACCAGAGGACUCAUAGGGGAGAGAAACCAUUUGAAUGUCCAGAUUGUUGGAAAAGGUUCAGUAAAAAUUCCAAUCUGGUGUCACAUCAGAGGACUCACACAGGAGAGAAACCAUUUGAAUGUCCUGAUUGUGGGAAAAGUUUCAGUCAGAAUUCCAAUCUGGUGGCACAUCAGAGGACUCACACAGGAGAGAAACCAUUUGAAUGUCCUGAUUGUGGGAAAAGCUUCCUUUGGAAUUCUGAGCUGGUGAGACACCAGAGGAAUCACACAGGAGAGAAACCAUUUGAAUGUCCUGAUUGUGGGAAAAGUUUCAGUCGCAAUUCUGAGCUGGUGAUACACCAGAGGACUCACACAGGAGAGAAACCAUUUGAAUGUCCUGAUUGUGGGAAAAGUUUCAGUCAGAAUUCCAAUCUGGUGGCACACCAGAAGACUCACACAGGAGAGAAACCAUUUGAAUGUCCUGAUUGUGGGAAAAGCUUCCUUUGGAAUUCUGAGCUGGUGAGACACCAGAGGACUCACACAGGAGAGAAACCAUUUGAAUGUCCUGAUUGUGGGAAAAGGUUCAGUAACAAUUCCACCCUGGUGAAACACCAGAGGACUCACACAGGAGAGAAACCAUUUGAAUGUCCUGAUUGUGGGAAAAGUUUCAGUCAGAAUUCCAAUCUGGUGGCACAUCAGAGGACUCACACAGGAGAGAAACCAUUUGAAUGUCCUGAUUGUGGGAAGAGUUUCAGUAACAAUUCCACCCUGGUGAAACACCAGAGGACUCACACAGGAGAGAAACCAUUUGAAUGUUCUGAUUGUGGGAAAAGUUUCAGUCAGAAUUUCAAUCUGGUGGCACACCAGAAGACUCACACAGGAGAGAAACCAUUUGAAUGUCCAGAUUGUGGGAAAAGGUUCAGUAAAAAUUACAAUCUGGUGUCACACCAGAGAACUCACACAGGAGAGAAACCAUUUGAAUGUCCUGAUUGUGGGAAAAGUUUCAGUCAGAAUUCCAAUCUGGUGGCACAUCAGAGGACUCACACAGGAGAGAAACCAUUUGAAUGUCCUGAUUGUGGGAAAAGCUUCCUUUGGAAUUCUGAGCUGGUAAGACACCAGAGGAAUCACACAGGAGAGAAACCAUUUGAAUGUCCUGAUUGUGGGAAAAGUUUCAGUCACAAUUCUGAGCUGGUGAUACACCAGAGGACUCACACAGGAGAGAAACCAUUUGAAUGUCCUGAUUGUGGGAAAAGUUUCAGUCAGAAUUCCAAUCUGGUGGCACACCAGAAGACUCACACAGGAGAGAAACCAUUUGAAUGUCCUGAUUGUGGGAAAAGCUUCCUUUGGAAUUCUGAGCUGGUGAGUCACCAGAGGACUCACACAGGAGAGAAACCAUUUGAAUGUCCUGAUUGUGGGAAAAGGUUCACUAAAAAUUCCACCCUGGUGAAACACCAGAAGACUCACACAGGAGAGAAACCAUUUGAAUGUCCUGAUUGUGGGAAAAGUUUCAGUCACAAUUUCAACCUGGUGACACACCAGAGGACUCACACAGGAGAGAAACAAUUUGAAUGUCCUGAUUGUGGGAAAAGCUUCCUUUGGAAUUCUGAGCUGGUGAGACACCAGAGGACUCACACAGGAGAGAAACCAUUUGAAUGUCCUGAUUGUGGGAAAAGUUUCAGUCGCAAUUCCAGCCUGGUGAGACACCUGAGGACUCACACAGGAGAGAAAAUAUACGAGUGCCCAGAUUGUGGGAAAGAUUUCACUACUAAGACUAGCCUUUUAAAUCAUGUUAAAUCACACGGGAGAAACCAUUUAAGUGCCCCAAGAGUGGACGGUGCUUCAGGAAACAUUCCACUCUUAUUGCACACAAGAAAAUGCGCAUGGAUUUUCCAAAGUGAUGAAAGAUGACUUAAAGCAGUGGUUCCCAAAGGGGCCAUACCAAAGUGGGGGGC